Patella vulgata (common limpet) is the source of this 2913-nucleotide messenger RNA. RefSeq names its product protein toll-like. Gene Ontology annotation, cellular component: extracellular matrix. The transcript has a single exon. The record is from RefSeq and is a predicted model, not a curated record. Lineage: Eukaryota; Metazoa; Mollusca; Gastropoda; Patellidae. The coding region runs from base 71 to 2140 and encodes 689 amino acids. Gene Ontology annotation, molecular function: protein binding. Gene Ontology annotation, biological process: signal transduction.
AUUAUUUGUUACAAGAGUUAUUCUUGUUCUAUUGUUAUGUCAAGACAUCAAUGUAUUGUUUAUUCCUGUGAUGGGACAGUCUCAAGAAUUUGUUGUUUGCCAAAAGGAGAAAUGCCAACCCAAAUCCAGGUAUGAAGAAGCAGCGAACCUAUGGCAAUAUUGUGCCGGCUGCUGUAAAUACAACCGCAGUAUUUUAAACAAUCUUAACAUCAGCCAAUCUUGUGAAAUAAAUUCUACCAGUUAUUUUGUUUCGUCUCUGUCCAAUGAUGCAAACUUUCUGGUUUCACACCGACACGACUGUUUGCCUUCCAUUCCUGAUAAUAUCUGUGGAUUUCCAAGGAUACAGUAUUUGGAUCUUGACAACAAUACUAUAACGGAAUUGCCGAAGUUGUCUUGCUUGAGACAAUUAGUACAUUUAGAUUUAGGUAGAAACCAAAUUCAUGUUUUGAAGGCCGGGAUAUUUGACGGUUUGAACAAAUUACGCUACAUUGACUUGUCGAGAAAUAAAAUUCAUACAAUAGAGAUGGGCGUUUUUCAUCCUGGAUUAACGAAAAUAAUAAGAGUCGAUCUGUAUGACAAUAAUUUGAUUGAAGCUGAUGUAGUCUGGGUUCUGGGCAUAACGCAUAUUUUCUGUUACUUUGAUUUGAGUUACAACAAAAUUACAAAAAUUACCAAUAAAUCUAACUUCACAAUGGAUCCCAGUAAAACGUACGGACCGGGUACAAUAUCUUUACAGAACAACAAAAUGAGAAUUUUAGACACAAAGAUGUUAACAGCCAUUCGGCCUCCAUUUCAGUCAUUGGUAAGCACUUUGCUGACGUGGAGAUUUAACAUGGACAAUAAUCCAUGGCACUGUGAUUGUCAUUUGUAUCCAAUGGCGGCUCUGUAUUCAGUUGUGGGCAAAUUGAGAGACGCUUUAACAGAUGUUUUGUUUGAUAUCACGUGCAACACUCCCCCAAAUUUAAAGGGAAAGCUCGCUUUUAUACAUAAAAAAUUAUCUGAUUUUGUGUGCAACGUCACGGAUUCUUGUCCUUCCGCGUGUUUAUGCCAGGAACAACCAGACGCUGACAGAAUGGUCAUUAAUUGUCAGAAUGCUGGACUUUCAGAAAUGCCAAAACGGUUACCAUUUCACGAGAAUUUAUUUCUGAACUUUCAAAACAAUUCCAUAGAGGUCUUACCAAGACGUCCUUAUAUGGACAGAAUUAUUCACCUGGAUAUGUCGAAUAACAAAUUAACAAAAAUAGUACCAGAGGUAUUCGCAAAUCUUGUCGAUCAAUUGAAAUAUUUAAAUCUUGCCUACAACAGACUGAAACAUCUUCCAGAAACCAUCCAGAACUUACGAUCGGCGGAGAUUGAUCUUUCUAAUAACAUGUUAAUUUGUUCUUGUGAUAGUUUGUGGUUAAAAAGUUGGUUUGAAUCCAAACCUGACAUUAAAAACAGAUCCAAUAUAACUUGUUCUACAGUUAAUGGCGAUCAGAGAAUAACCAUUGAUAAUUUACAACCAGACGAAUUCAACUGUCGAGUUGUAAACUCGGUGACUAAGCCUAUCAGUAUCGUGUUGGGCAUAUCUGGCUUUCUGAUCAUUGUUGUAAUUGUGGUCGUUAUCUACUUCCGGUUCGAGAUAACGGUUAUACUUCAUACCCAUCUACCAACAAAUAGAAAACGGAAGUUAGACGACAGAAAUGACCGAGAGCUUGAUGUGUUUGUGCUUUUAAACGAGGCCUCAGAUGGAGACAGACUUUGGGUUAUAGAAAAUCUUAUUCCUUAUUUUGAUCGAUUGGGUAUAAAAUCAUACAUCUCGUUCCGUGAUGGUAUUAUAGGGGAGGUAACUGCCGAUGCAAAUAUUACCAAUAUACAUAACAGUCGAUCCGUUGUGGCCGUCAUCUCAAAAUCUCUUUUUGAAGAUCCGUUAAGACUUUUCGAAUUAAAUGAAUCCUAUUGUCAUAAAGUCAAACAAGGGAAUGGUCAGUUAGUUCUGAUUAAACUUGAAGAAUUUUGUCUGACACUUAUUAACAAUGGACAUAUACGUGCUAUGUUCAAAUUAAAACAGUUUAUUAAAGCUGAUGACGUCAACCUUUUUGAGAAAAUCUCCUCGAAGAUUCAUAAUGUUGCCGCACAAGCACAGGGUUACGUCAUAUGAAAUCACGCCUUCUGUUAAAGUCGCUAGGCGUCAAUUGCAGUUUUCCGACACUGUCUAAUUUUUCACGGCUUAUUCGGAUUAAUUAUUUAACAUUUAAUUAAAGGGGAAGUAGGUAAGAUAUAAAGAGUUGAUAGUUCUCGUUAUAAUAGUUAACAAAUAGAUAAUGAAAUAGGAAUUUCAUGUUCAAAAUUUCAGUCAAAUUACUUCACUCUAAGUCAAAUUAUCGGCGAUAUGCUUAUAGUGUAGCUUCGAUUAUCAUUCCUAUCGUUGUUAAGAUAAUAAUAAAUAUAUCAAUUAUCAAGGGUUCUUUAACUUGUACAUGACAAGGAGUAGGGGCGCCAGGUCCUUUGAUUUCCUCCCACUGCUAAAGACCCCUACGCUCAAGUGAAUUAUUGAAAUAAAAUUAAGCCUUAUGUUAGUCCCUAAUUGACCCAGUUUGUGUCGAGUGGACGCUAAACCUCAUUUCUAUCCCUCUCUUUAAAAUGCACGCCUGUUUGUAUAUGAGACCUAGGUUUAUUCUCCUAUCCGAACGACUAUAUAUUGUCCCUUGCCAUGUUCUACACCACUGACAUGGGGGAACUAUGCCAGAAAAUCCAGAUGAAAUUUCACGGCCAACCCCUUGCAUAUGACUUGUAUAUAAAUAUUUUGUAUAUAUUAUUUAAUAUUUGCCAUUUUCUCUAUUGCUAUUUUAUUUAUUUUUCCAUAACAUGUAAUCUUGAUGUUUUUAUUAUUCAAUUGGCGCUCCUUUUAUGUACAAAAUAUUCCAUUUGUUU